Molecule: messenger RNA, 3294 nt
Organism: Micropterus dolomieu (smallmouth bass)
Lineage: Eukaryota; Metazoa; Chordata; Actinopteri; Centrarchiformes; Centrarchidae
Exons: 4
Coding region: 255-2864 (869 amino acids)
Molecular function (GO): 3'-5'-RNA exonuclease activity
Source: RefSeq, a predicted model, not a curated record
CUCCUCUAUGAUUGGUGGAGACGCAGACAACAGCCCGCCUUUUGUGAAACUAUCCAAUUACUGUCCAGCCCAGUGUUGACGUCGUAGUGUGUGUUGUGUGAACGAACGUGAGUUUCACGUUGGUCCAGUCUCUGGGGAAUGAAAGUAGUUAUCUUUCCUACAGAGCUACAGUACCGUGUCGCUGUGCAUGCUAAUGCCAAGGGGUGGCAUUUUUCUGCAGCGUUUCAUUCUCCAGGACAACUCUGAAAGACAUAAUGGAUGAGGGGGUUGAAGAUUUCUCCCUUUGUGGUAAAGUGGCCGUAACUGAAGCUAAUCUGAGAGAUGAGUACUAUUGGAAGCUUGUUGCAGACUUCAUUGGUCCUCAAUCAGGAGAAGGAUUAGAGCUUGAAAAGGCACCAUGCAAGAACAGACUUUUGAUUCAAGUAGGACUUAUGACAGAGGACAAUAAUUUUCCGUGGAUUGCCAUUGUAGAUUGGCUCAAGAAAAUUUUCCCCAGUCAUCAGUCAGCUGACUUCCGUCGUCUGAUUGAAAGAGGUAUUGCAACAACACUGAGUCUGGGAAGCGAUGCAAGGCUGACGUUCUUGGAAUCAGACGUCAACUUUAACUUUGUCGGCCCAAUAUGUGAUAGCAUCGGAGUUGAAAGGCAACAUCUUUUGGAAAUGAGGGAUUUUGCAGAGCGAGCACAGUCAAUUGAAGUCACGAAUGGAUUAAUUUUUGAGUUGAGCAACUUUGUCACCAGGGAGAAAAUUGCACCAGUGGUUUUAGUUACUUGGCUUAGAAACUUCAACCCUGAGUUUUGUAAGAAUGGGAAUAUUCAAAAGGCAUAUAAAGUCCUUAGAGCCAAGAUAAAAAAGUUAAAACUGCAUUACCGCAAUUAUGAAACAAGAAGUCACAGGAGGAAUGCAGCGAUGGAAAAUCUCCUUCAAAGUCCAUUUGAACUGGUGCGGAAAAAAUCACCUAAAUUAAUUGUAAGGAAACGCAUGAAAAGAGACGAUACCGUAAAUUAUGAAAAAGUUUCAAUCAAGGAGGAAUGUGAGAGCUAUGACAUCAUGCAAUGUGAGGGACCUGAGAUGAACAGAGGAGUUGUGAAGAAAUUAAUAUUGAAAGAACAUGUCUCAGAAAGUGAUGAGGAUUUGAAUGCAACCAACAGCGGAGCAGAAACUUCAGAUAAAAAUGAGUCCCUGACCCUGCUUGACAUUGCAAUGCUGUCUGUCCAAAAGCUUUCAAGUGCGUAUGGUGGGAAAACAACAGCAUGCAAGCAAGUUUCCUUAGAUCUCCUCAGAAAUCACUAUACUCUAACAUGCAAGGAUCAUCCAGCCAUGGCCGAGUUUGAGAAAAAACUCGACUCACUCUGUGAAGACAUUUCACUUGCAUCUCCUGUGGUGUUUUUAAACUGCAACGCCAAUUUCCUUGUUGACAUGCAUGAUGCAGUUGAGCAGCAGAUUAUGAACUUUGAAAAGGAGAUCAUUCUGUCAAGGGGAGAGAAACUAGGCCGCGACAAGCUUCCAAAAUUUCAGAACUUUGUGAAUUUGUCAGAAAGUGCCACUUCACGCUACAUUCACAUGACUUGUGAUAUUUUAAGCCCUCGCACCCAGGAUACGCAAAACUACAGAAAACACUGGGUGGCGUUCUGUGAGGAAAAGAAAAAUCCCUCCAGACUGGCAGUAAAUGAGUCAAACCGAUUCAACAACUACUUUGAAGCUGCAGCGGGUGUUAUUCACCAUCACAAAGAGGUCGCUCUCUUCUUCUCUGAUUUACUGUCACUGAACGACAAAAGCCCAAACAUUGUUCUGGAAAGUGUUGCCGCUGAUGCUAAUGAUUCUGUGAUACAGAGCCUUGUGUGCGUUCUGGCUAUUGUUUACUGCAAAAUCCUCGGUCCUUACUGGCAACUUCUUAAAAGUGGAGGAGAGUACUCGCACUUCGGCCAGUACACACUCUGUCUCUAUCAAAAAUUCCUGGAUUGGUCCAAAGAUCCUUCCACCCUGCUGGAACCUGAAGGGGCCACAAAUGUUUUUCGGCAGUACCCUUUGCAGGAGAAAACUUUUCAUGGAGUGUUUGACUACUGUGGUCAGUGGCACACAAAUAGGGACCUCAUCAGAGCUUGCUUGAAGAGGAUGGUAAAGGUGAUUGCCGGUGUCACUGAGGAUCACCUGAAGGAUUUCCUGCCAGGAGGAAUAUUUUCUCAAGUCCCGCCACCAGAUUUGAGCGCACAGCUGGUAAGUUGCACAUUCUCCGUCUUGAUGGCAGAUUAUCCCUUUUGCCAUGUGAACCCUUACAAGAAGACAAGUCCUGAAAAGUCCACCAAACGCUCCUCACACAGCAACCUGUCAUCAGAAAGCUCUCAGGAAGAUGACACUCGAUCGGGUUCACCUGACAACAGCUCCGAUGAUUCUUCCGGUUGGGAAGCUAAGAGGUAUACCAACACUGGCCAAAAAGAUGACUUCAGUCCGCAGUCAAAAAAAGGUAAAAGAGAAAAGGCAGGAAGGCCACCAACUGAGGAGCGCGAGGAGAACAUGGAUAAGGAUUACAUAAUAGCUACAGUGAGCAGAAACGGAGGGCCAUGUAAGUCACAGCAGGAUGUUGACAAAAUGCUGCUGCGUUUCGAUGGAAAACCCAGAGCAGAGAAACGGGAAGCAGUCCGCUGCGAGAUACUGUACCAUAAAAUGAUUCUGAACAACACAGACCCAAACUUGGAUUGCGUUUUCCAAAACAGCACAAACAUGGUGUUGAAGCUGAAGCUCGCACUUCCGCGUGUUAAACCUGGGUACUCCCUUGUUUGGGCGCCAAGAAAGACAAAAGCAACCCCUGUGCGCCGAGACACAACAGAUGCUGCAGCUGACAAGAUCAAAAGCAGCCACACAUGAGCUUUCAUUGCAUGUAAAAAUCUUGAUGCUGAGGGAUAGAGGAUGAUAAAUGACUUGGAAUGACAGGAAAUAAUCUGUGUUAUCAUGUGACUUCCUCAUGAUUCUUACAAACUAAGCAGAAAUACACACAUUGACCUCAAUCUUUCCACACAAAUAAUGUAUGAUUAUGUUUGUGGCAGAUGUAGCAGUCAUGUGUUACGUGCUGUAUUUUCAAUGCCAAAAAUUUAAAUGAUGAGGAAUAAUUUUGUGGCUCUUAUGAUAUGACACAUUCCUUGAUUUGCAUGUUCCUGUAUUGUAACAAUGCUUUUCUAGUAAGUUAACUUUUUUGUUGCAGAAAAGAAAAUUUUUGUUAAUGCUAGAUUGUACCCUUUGUGAUCAUGCAGAGGUCAUAUGCACAUUUACCACUGACAAAAUAAACAUCUUUUUCAUA